AUACAUGCACAAUCCCCCCCAUCUCUCCAUUCUCUCAACUAACAUUAUAUCCACAUUCAUGUUUGAAGUAAAACAUCAUGGCUUGUAUAGAUCAAGAACAACAACAACAACAACCAAUUUAUAAGCAUUAUUGUAGAGUUUGCAAGAAAGGUUUUGUGUGUGGAAGAGCUUUAGGUGGACAUAUGAGAGCUCAUGGAAUUGGAGAUGAAGGUGCAAACAUAGAUGAUGAUGAUCCAGCUAGUGAUUGGGAAGAUAAGUUUGGAGGGGGUGUUAAGGGAGGUAAUAAGAGGUUAUAUCAAUUAAGAACAAACCCUAAUAGACAAAAAAGCAAUAGAGUUUGUGAGAAUUGUGGGAAAGAAUUCUCAUCUUGGAAAUCAUUUCUUGAACAUGGAAAAUGUAGCUCAGAAGACGCGGAAUCCCUAGUGUCCUCGCCCUGUUUAGAGGGCGAGGACUACAUUAAUAAUGGUGGAAGAAAAGGCUAUGGAUGGUCUAAAAGGAAAAGGUCAUUAAGAACAAAAAUUGGAACCAUUAAUAGUACUACUUCAACUUAUCCAUCAAGUGAAGAUGAAGAUCUUGUCCUUGCAAAAUGUCUUAUUGAUUUAGCCAACGCGAAGGUUGACCUAUCGUUGGUUGAGCCUGAGGAGUCGUGUGCCUCGGCUAGCAAGGAGGAGGAGAGAGCUAGAAACCCCAUGAACUAUCUAACACCAUUAGUGAGACCCUUUGACAACAAGGCUAAAGGGAUUUCUAAUAAAGGAUUGUUUGAAUGUAAAGCAUGCAAGAAAGUCUUUAACUCUCAUCAAGCCCUAGGUGGACAUAGGGCAAGUCACAAAAAGGUUAAAGGAUGUUAUGCAGCCAAACAAGAUCAACUAGAUGAUAGUUUAAUUGAUGAUAAUGAUAUGAAUAUCACACAAGAUGAUCAAUUCACAUUACAAGGUUCAAAAUCCAUGAGGAAAUCAAAAAUCCAUGAAUGUUCAAUAUGUCAUAGAGUUUUCUCCACAGGACAAGCUUUAGGUGGGCAUAAAAGGUGCCAUUGGAUAACCUCUAAUUCCCCAGAUUCAACAUCCAAAUUUAAUUUCAAUGGACAUAUGGAUCAAAUAAAUCUAAGAUCAAACUUGAGAAAAUCAAGUGAUACAUUAGAUCUCAACAUUCCAAUAUCACACGAUGACAUGUCGCGAAUUAGACGAGACCCUAUGAAUCCAUUGAGCUUUGAGGUUUCAACAGAAAUUCAUUUGCAUCCAUGGAGUAGUAAUCCUAAUGAAGCAAAAGAACAUAGUUGUAGUGAAAACUACUACCUUGAUGAAACCAUAAAUAACAACAACAACAACAACAACAAUAAUAAUAAUAAUGAAAACAACAACAUUAUAAAUGGUACAAUACAAAAUGUAGAAGAUGAUGAAGCAGAUAGUAAAUUGAAAUUAGCUAAGCUAAGUGAAUUAAAGGAUAUGAAUAAAAAUUCUGAAAAUCCCUCUCAUUGGUUACAAGUUGGAAUUGGCCCAACUACACAAGUUGGGGCUGACCCAUAAAUUAUACAUAUAUAUAUAUACACACACUAUAUACAAAAAUUGUAAUUACAAAUUCACCAUAAAAGAUGAUACAUGGUGACAUACAUAUUGUAAUUUGUACCUUUUUUUUUAAAUCAUUUUCUUGUAAGGGACCAUAGAUACAUAAUCUUGUAA
Messenger RNA from Solanum lycopersicum (tomato), 1676 nucleotides. Its product is annotated as zinc finger protein ZAT4-like. NCBI's taxonomy places the organism in Eukaryota, Viridiplantae, Streptophyta, Magnoliopsida, Solanales, Solanaceae. The record is from RefSeq and is a predicted model, not a curated record.